Castor canadensis (American beaver) is the source of this 2619-nucleotide messenger RNA. RefSeq names its product RNA binding motif protein 24 (gene Rbm24). Gene Ontology annotation, biological process: mRNA stabilization; regulation of alternative mRNA splicing, via spliceosome; positive regulation of myotube differentiation. The record is from RefSeq and is a predicted model, not a curated record. NCBI's taxonomy places the organism in Eukaryota, Metazoa, Chordata, Mammalia, Rodentia, Castoridae. Gene Ontology annotation, cellular component: cytosol; nucleus. Gene Ontology annotation, molecular function: mRNA 3'-UTR binding.
CCGCGCUCGCCCUUGGCCCCCGGUGGCCACGAAAGGGUGCGGGAGACGCGGAGCCGGAGGAGGAGGCGCAGCCGCUGCCCGAGUCGCAGCCGCAGCCGGAGCCCGAGCCGCGGGGCGGGCGCGAAGAUGCACACGACCCAGAAGGACACGACGUACACCAAGAUCUUCGUCGGGGGGCUGCCCUAUCACACCACCGACGCCAGCCUGCGCAAGUACUUCGAGGUCUUCGGCGAGAUCGAGGAGGCGGUGGUCAUCACUGACCGGCAGACCGGCAAGUCCCGGGGCUACGGAUUUGUCACCAUGGCUGACCGGGCUGCCGCUGAAAGGGCCUGCAAGGAUCCCAAUCCCAUCAUCGAUGGCAGGAAGGCCAAUGUGAAUCUGGCUUACUUAGGAGCAAAACCAAGGAUCAUGCAACCAGGUUUUGCCUUUGGUGUUCAGCAACUUCAUCCAGCCCUUAUACAAAGACCUUUCGGGAUACCUGCCCACUAUGUCUACCCACAGGCUUUUGUGCAGCCUGGAGUGGUCAUUCCUCAUGUCCAGCCCACGGCAGCUGCAGCCUCCACCACGCCCUACAUCGAUUAUACUGGAGCGGCUUAUGCACAGUACUCCGCAGCAGCUGCUGCAGCUGCAGCCGCAGCCGCCUAUGACCAGUACCCCUAUGCAGCCUCCCCAGCUGCUGCAGGGUAUGUCACCGCGGGGGGCUACGGCUAUGCAGUCCAGCAGCCCAUUACCGCUGCCACACCUGGGACAGCUGCUGCAGCUGCCGCUGCAGCUGCAGCCGCAGCAGCCUUUGGCCAGUAUCAGCCUCAGCAGCUGCAGACCGACCGAAUGCAAUAGGCCCGCCAUCUGAUCAAAGUUGAAUUGUUCUCUCUUUCCCUCCCAAUUUUCCAAUUUUUAAUAGCUAAUAAGAGAGUUGACAUUGACUUAACAGCUUUAAAAAAAAGUGAUGCUAUUGUGAAGCAGAAUUAUUAUUUUUUUUAUACUCCAGGUAGUGUUCUAGAUGAGACAGAGGUAAGCAUGAGAGGCAUGGGCGCAGUCUUGGAAAUCAAUCCCAAAGAUCCUGGGUGACGGAGAGGCUGCUCUGAAAUGACGGCAGGAGUACCAAUGGGACUUCACUUUUGUAAUAGGAUUUUUAUUUUUGGUCUUUUUAUAGUAUCAGGGAAGCAAACUGCCUUUUCCAAGUUAGAAAAUGCUAUUUGAAUCUAGUCGAACCAGGGAAUACAGAGUGAGCAAUAUGUAGCUUGAACUGCAUUUAAAAGCUGAUUUUUUUUUUUUUAAAACAAAGCGGGCAAAAGCACUGAUUGUCAUUUUUAGCAGUCACUACGGCCUAUAGAACUUUUUUCAAUGAAGAAGGUAGUGUUUAUACUAUCUCAAAAAUGGGCAUCGAACAAUCAAUUUAGGAGCACGGGUGGUGGGUAUCAUGGUGGACAGGCACCAAAGCUAUAUUUUCUCAUCUGUCCUGUGGACGCAUUGGGACUGUGGAACAAGUGAUGUGGAAUUAAUGGUGCAACAGCUGUACAGACAAUCUGACACACCCAGUUCUGGAAAGAACACAUCACUUGUGCUCGUUUGAUGAGCUUGUCACAUUCUAAUCCCUCUCCCCAUCCUGUUUCAAUUUUGGGAAACUUGUACCUGCUGGUGUCAGCAAUUCCGAUCCCUAAACAGGAUCGGGCACUUACUACAAAACAGCCUUCUCUUUCUAUUUAUUGUGUGGACUCGGGGUUUAGGGAAAAAAGGCAGGUGAAGUGCAGACGCUAACCCCUCAAGAACUGUCUUAAGGACGUUUAUUUUUCCCCCUUUUUAAAUAAUUUUACACUUUUUAGUAUCUAUUUCAGAGUCCUAUUUAAAACUAUUUAUUAGUGAAUACCUGAGACAAGGUCAUUGACAUUACAAUUCUUCAACGGUUCAUGAUAAUGUGGUUUAUACUGUGCCUUAAUAGUAAUGCUAUUUAAGAUAUUUAUUUUUAAGUUUUACUAUGCUGCACUCUAAAGAAAGGAACUUUAGAUGUGACACUGUAAAAUUAUGUAUUCAUCUCAUGGCAUAAAUUAUUUAGUAGGUCUAGAUGUAGCAUAUUAAAUAUUAGCCUAUUCAACUGAAGAUGUUGACUUGGAUUUAUUUAAGUUCAUAUGUGCACUGUAUAAGAGAGUACUCUUACAUGAACACAUUUUAGUUUGUUUUAGUCUUGAGAUUUUUUUUUAAACAAGCUACAUUGCUAGUUUCAUGCUUCCUUCUCUGAUUUUUGCUUGUGUAGGUCUCAUUUAUCAGUAACUCAUAACUUUAACACUAUUCUUAUGUAGUUUAUAUAGUUUUAAAAUGCUGCUUUACAUUUCUCUUCUGAAACUGCAAUACUUGCAAUUUUUAUUCUUAAACUAAAUUGAAUACUAUUUUACACUGUAUUGGAUUUUUAUACUUGAACAAUUUCAUACAAGGGAAGACAGGUUAGCAUUUUUAUGGAUUUUUCUCCAUUAUCACUGGAUUUAAGUAUUCCCAUACUAGACAGUGUUAUGUAAUGUAAACAUGACUCUCCUGUGCAAAUUAUUUAUUCAUUGUGUAUAUUGCUUUAUAACAUUUCAGAUCUUCUAAUCUAUUCACUUGUAUUAAAUAUAAUUUUUAAAAACU